AUGCUGUCAAAUGUAGCUCUCAGGACCGUUUUAAGGUCUUCUGUUGGAGUUUUAAGGGAAAGCGCCAGGACGCCACCGACGUGCUGCUCGGCUUUCGUGUCCGGUCACAAUGUCAAUAACGCGCCGAGAACGUUCGCGUUUCCAGCACAAAUCCGCCGUUAUGCUCGCACUACAAAGGAAAAAGUCGCAGCUCCUGAGAGCCAACUCAGUGACCUCCCUCCAUCCAUGCUGAAGAUGGAUUACACCGCCGUACCCCUAGCCCAAACGACUGACGAUAUUGUCAAAAGACUACUCUCGUUGGAGAUGGCGAGUCAUAGUGAAAAACUGGAGCUAAAAACGGAACAGCUGAUUGCCAAAGUGCAGCGAGAUGAGAGUGACCGCACCUCAGUAGAAGUUAAAAUCGCCAUUUUGACAGCGAGGAUCCGCAACUAUCAGGAACACGUAUUCAAACAUCACAAGGAUAAGGCCAACAAGAGGCGAAUGCUCAUGGCCAUCGACAAAAGGAAGAAAUUGCUGAAGAACCUGCGGCUGGAGCGAUAUGACGCUUUUGAGAAGGUGUGCGAGCAGUUGGGCAUCACCUACACCUUCCCGCCAGAGUAUUACAGGAGGGCCACGAAACGAUGGAUCGCUAAGAAGGCCUUCUGUAUCAAGGUCUUUAACGAGGUGAAGAAGCAGAAAGCAGAGCAGAAACUUAAAGAAGCAGCCAAGACGCAAACUGCGAACCAGUAG
Molecule: messenger RNA, 729 nt
Organism: Nerophis lumbriciformis (worm pipefish)
Lineage: Eukaryota; Metazoa; Chordata; Actinopteri; Syngnathiformes; Syngnathidae
Source: RefSeq, a predicted model, not a curated record